AUGUCCUAUAUCCCACCCCACAACGUUACCCCGUCCAAUGACGCGAUUUACGCAGCUCUCUUCUACGCCCGGGUUGGUAACCUCCACGCGACCACAGUCCAAUUACACAACACCAUCCUGGCAAAUCACCUGUCCUGGAAUGUAUCUGCAGACCGUGUCUUGCAGAUAGCACACUCAUCCCCUGAAUUGGCCCCCUUUCCGGCUCUUAGUCCGACCCAUUCCGCGCCUUUCCAGCAAAGGUCCUUCCAGAUGCUCUUCUACGUCCUCACUUACUAUGAGCAAUGCUUUACCGCCCAGUUAUCUGCGGACAAUGCUGCAAGAUGGCACCCCAUGCGAUACGAGAUCUGUCUCAUGGCCGCGGGUGUCAAGCCGUGCUGUCUGGUCUGGCUUGGCCCCGGUUAUCACUCGUCAAACAGGGCUCAGCAUCUGCAAGAUCGCAGACUCGCCGAGUCUUGGGUGACGAAUGUAUGGCAAAGAACUGUUCAGAAGCUUCAAGUCGUGUCACACUCCGAUCCAGCCUUGCUGGACUGGCUAGCUUCUGUCCAGACCGUUCCCAUUUCUGCCGGCAUUGCUACUGGUCAUCCGCAGAAUUCGUCUAACUGGCACUCUUUUACAGGACGUAUCUUGGUCUACAGCAUUCAUGCACCGCCCCAUCAUCGCGCGCUGGUUCGCUGGGCGUUCCUCCAACCCAACCUUGUUCCUGGUGCCAUUGCUGUCACUCGUUCUCCUCCAUCUGAAUCUGUCACUCUGGUCCCCGAGUUGAUCAUAGCAGCUGCAUUAGGAUAUCCAUGCACCCGACCGGCUACGCGUGGUCUUGACAAUCUCCGGACGGCGUGCUUUUUCUAUGAAGAUUUCGCAGACGGCAGAGCCGUCGUCACUGGCUUCCUGGCAGCCCUUCCACGGGAUCUCAGUUUGGUCAUGCGACAUCUUCGAGAGAUGCAGCGCGUUCUUGGGCCGAUAGUUCCAGGCGCUCUGAAUCUCGGCGUUCGCUUUGAGCCAAAUGGAGAAGACCAGGGGGAGGCCAAUGCCAUACAUCUGCAGCGCCUUCUAACGACCACGGGCGAACCACUGUACACCCCUAUCCGACCCGGGAACAUUGGAACAAGUGGACCUCUUGUUGUGGUAGCUCUAAUCCUCGGACUCAUGUCAAACAAUGUAAUAGAGAAGAAAUGGCCUGCUAGGGAUGUUUCCCCAUCUCGUCUGAUAAAAAAUGGACAAGGUCUAGACAGGUCUCAACGGGCGGCUUGCCGGUAUCUGCACACUGCUGGCAUUUCUCGUGACAUCAUAGAGAGGUUGUUCUGCAAAGGUCCUCGGGUAAUCGUCCGAGCAAUCAAUCAUAAGACCACGUAUGGUCAAGCCAAAGACGACUCCGCAGACGAUGAGCUGCAUGUACCAGAGGCAUUCAGGAGGACUCCAUACGAAUCCUUUGCGUCAUACGAACAUCGAAUGGAUAUCAUGGCGAAGAGCGCCCAGCAAAAUGCGAGAAUAACAAGGUCGGCCUGGCGCAUUGCUAAUGCACAGGCAGCUGCAGCUGCCAGGGCGCGUACUGUCAAUGGAAUGAAGCGGUCGCCUGGGACGACACUAAAUACCUCUUUCGACUGCGCGUCUCCAGCUCCUGGACCUGUCCGAUCAGGAACCUAUAGCACACCACACCAGAGCGAGCUUCGCUGCGUCGAAUCGGGGCUCAACCCGUAUGAUGAAGAUCGUUGCGUAUCAUGUGGACGUCCUCCAAGACAGGCGGCUGUCCGAGCCACCCGAUUAUUGAGACAACAUAUUGCAGCAGUCGAGGAGCGUACUGUCGUCUCGCCGGUUUCAGAUUCGAAUGACCAGACGGCGCUCCCCACGCCUUCGUCAGUAUCGCCAGCACAACUCAAAAGAGAAGACGAAGACGGUGCUUGUAUAUCGAGCCCGCGUGCUGAGAUUCUUCAAGGACCGGAGUUCGUCUCUGGAUCUAACACGGCUUUCAAUGUUCAUUCUUCUGGAGUCUCCCCAUACGUAUCUCCACCAUUGUCCCCCGUGAGCAACGAACCGCAACGCCCCAUCCAGGACUGGGCGCAGUUGCCGUCAGCCUCCUCAGGCUUACGACCCCCUUGGUCAACCGGCCGACCGUGCCCAGCUUCGAAGAAUAGAAGAUACGCGGAGCAUUUCCCCAAAGAAAUGCAUCAUCAUAUCUCAACAGCUGCACCUGCUUCAGCGCACACAACGAAUGAUGGAUCUAUCCUCCCGCCUCGCACUUUUCACGAUUGGCUUCGAGCCAUUCGACUGGAACAUCGACUCGUCCUCCUGAACAGCGUUGGUUUCUUGACCCUAGAAGAUGCGAUAGAUGCGGCGAACUUCAGUCACGACACAAUGACGACUAUGCUUAAUACUCUGGAGGAGAAGGGAAUGACGAAACUUGAAACUUGGAGAUUGCAUGAUGGCUUCCAGAAAUUGAAAUGAGCUUGCAGGAAUGAAAAAGGACGCAGAAGAGAAGAGAAAUUGGC
Messenger RNA from Dacryopinax primogenitus, 2483 nucleotides. RefSeq lists its product as uncharacterized. Lineage: Eukaryota; Fungi; Basidiomycota; Dacrymycetes; Dacrymycetales; Dacrymycetaceae. The coding region runs from base 1 to 2439 and encodes 812 amino acids. The record is from RefSeq and is a predicted model, not a curated record. The transcript is spliced from 5 exons.